UAUUCAACCUGGAAGACAGCGAAACAAUAUUGCGCGUGCAUUUCCUCAUCUUGUGAUUUGUUGCUUUUUUUAAUUAAAUAAACUACAUUACCUUUCUGAAUCAUGCUUUCGACUGCUGUUCAGGCGUUGCAGAUACUGUAGAUCUGUACUGCACUAGUACUUCCUUGUUUACAUGAAUAGUAUCAUUUCUUUCGAGGUUCUUCGAUUUGAGGAAGGGGGACAAUGUUUCCUUUAACAUUGAGUUGUAUGAUUGCCACUGCAAUUAUCUUGCUGUCAUGCCCCCUGUUUUUAGAGGGUAAACAGCCGCCGCACAUAGUAUUCAUUCUAGCUGACGACUUCGGCUGGAACGAUGUUGGAUACCACGGUUCAGAGAUCAAGACGCCGAAUCUGGACAAACUGUCAGCUAAAGGUGUCCGGCUGGAAAAUUACUACGUUCAACCUUUAUGUACACCUUCCAGGAACCAAUUUAUGACCGGAAGAUAUCAGAUCCACACAGGCAUGCAGCACCAGAUCAUCUGGCCGUGCCAGCCCUACUGUGUCCCUCUGGAUGAGAAGCUGCUGCCACAGCUGAUGAGAGAGACAGGCUAUGCCACCCACAUGGUGGGAAAGUGGCACCUGGGCAUGUACCGCAAAGACUGCCUGCCAACACGCAGAGGGUUCGACUCCUAUUUCGGCUAUCUGACAGGCAGUGAGGACUACUUCAGUCACCAGCGCUGCAGUCAUGUCCCUCUCCUGAACGUGACCCGCUGUGCCCUGGACCUGAGAGAGGGGGAGGAGGUUGCUACGGGAUACACAGGGACCUACUCCACUCAGCUGUUUACUGACCGGGUUACCAGCAUCAUCGCUAAACACAACUCCAAAAAGCCCCUCUUCCUCUACGUGGCUCUUCAAGCGGUCCACGCCCCUCUACAAGUUCCAGAGCGCUACGUCGCCCCCUACAGUUUCAUAAAGGACCCGAACCGCAGGCUGUAUGCUGGUAUGGUGUCCGCUAUGGACGAGGCUGUGGGCAAUAUUACGCUGGCACUGCAGGAGACCGGCCUCUGGGACAACACUGUACUGGUCUUCUCUACAGAUAACGGGGGUCAGACUCUGGCGGGGGGUUCUAACUGGCCUCUGAGAGGAAGGAAGUGGUCACUGUGGGAGGGUGGGGUUAGGGGCGUUGGCUUCGUAACUAGCCCGCUGCUGAAACAACCUGGGACUGUCAGCCGCCAACUCAUACACAUCUCUGAUUGGCUGCCGACACUGGUGGGCCUGGCCGGGGGAUCGACCGAUGGGACGAAGCCACUGGACGGCUAUAAUGUGUGGAACGCUAUCAGUAAAGGUCACGCUUCACCCAGACUGGAGCUGCUCCACAACAUUGACCCUCUCUAUGUUGACAUCGCUCCAUGUCCAGGCAGUGCUUGCCAGGGGUUGCCUGUCUCUAAUGCUCCAGUGAGGCGUGGAGGCUCCACCUCCAACCCUUGGUCCUGGUCCAACUCAGGCUUCAACGUGUCUAUCCACGCUGCCAUCCGCAGCAUGCAGUGGAAGCUGCUGACUGGCUACCCAGGCUGUGACCGAUGGUUCACCCGUCCAGGCUUGGAGAACAGUUCUGGAACCAACAGUUCUGCUUCUGUUAAUCAUCUGAAGCCUGUGAUGCUGUUUGAUGUGGAGGCGGACCCAGAAGAAAGGGAUGAGGUGUCUGACCAGCACCCCAACGUGGUGGACAACCUCCUCAGGAGACUAGGCCACUACCUGCAGAGGUCUCAGCCAAUCACCUUCCCUGAUGACGACCCCAGGUGUGACCCUGGCACUGGAGCCUGGGGGCCCUGGGAAUAGACACAAUGGUGGGGAUGACGAUGAAGGAGAAGUGUAAAGUGCCAGAUUCCAGCUAUGAAGAGACAUGAAUAGAAUUCAAGAUCUCAAUGGUCACUUUUCCUCCGGGUGGGUGGGUGGGUUGGUGGAUGGGUCGGUAUGCUGCAUCCAUAUAUGCGUGUGCUGUUGUGUGUAUGUCUGUGUGAGAGAGGCUGUCUGGUGUUUUUAUCGAGUCACUUUAAAAGGUGCCAUUUGAUGUUUUAUGGUGCAACAAAACUCAAAUCAGGUCAUGAUGUUCCUUAAAUACAUUUCCCUUUUAGUUGUUUUACCAGACGCUCUUCACUCAGAGUGAUUUACGGUAGGAAUUAGGGUUAAGUGCCUCAAGGGCACAUCGACAGAUUUUCCCCCUAGUCGGCUUCGGGGAUUCGAACCUUUCGGUUACUGGCCCAACGCUCUUAACUACUAGGCUGCCUGCCGAAUAGAAGCUAGUUUUGAUGUAUUUCAUGGAUGGCCCAAGCAGGGAAUACAAAGUGACGAUGUUUCAGACGUUACAUCUGACUUCUUCUUACAUCAAAGAAACCUUUUCAUGUACAAUAACUAUUCCGUUAUGUGUGCAGUAAAAAAAUAGGUAAGGUGAGUCCGAGUCGUUACGUCAACGGGGCUUAGCUACCACAUGUCGCUGAUUCGUCAGAACCCUCCUAAAUGCUUCAGGUAUUACCACCAAAGCUCCAGUCCCCUCCUGUGUUGGUGUCAAACAGGGCCGUCAACAGGAAGAAACCCGCGGGCUUGUUCAGCCCCCAUACUUAGAUGGUGAGAUCAUGGUAUCAGCAACAGCUGGGUUGUGGGUUUGGUUCCCACUUUGACUUAUCCCUGAAUGUAUGAUUUAUCGUGUGAAUGAGUUUCAUGUAAGUGGGUUUGGAUAUAAAUACUGGUAUGUGGUAACAGUAAGAUCCUUUCGCUAGUUGUAUAACUUAGCUUCGUGUAAUAACAAGCAUAUGAUUGGGGUCAGUUAACUCCUGCUGUGGUUGUCUUAGGAGUUUAUAAAUAGGUGCUAAAUGGGUUAGGAGUAUUUUAGGGGUCAGAGGUUAGAAACAUGAGGAAUGUCCCAGAUCCUGCUGGUAUGGCCAGAGACAUAACAUCCACGCCCCAAUCACACACACACUGUCUGUCUCACUAUCAGAGAGCAGCCUUGUGUGUGUGAUGUUUGGAUUCACUUGAAGUUCUAACUCUGUGCUACUAGGUGUCUAAAGAGAAUAUGGUUCAAUGAGCCAAUGAUAUAUUAACAUGUGAGACCCUCUCAGCAUAAUAUCAUGUUAAUAUGUAGUACACUUGUUAGUGCAGAAUGACAAACCGAUGUACACACAUUCCCCCAGUGACCAUUUCCAUCUCUAAGAAACGCAUUUCCUCUACAGACACUUUAUGACCCCCUCACCCCGCCCUUUGACCUCCCUCCGGCCAGCAGCAUGCUGGGUAGUCACAGGAAACGCCGCCUGCGGAGGGCCGACGGCCUGGUCACCAACGUGACGGUUGACACUUGGCCUGUAAUGUGAGCUGAUUGACCGCAGGAGAGGGACAAACUGUACCGCUAGAGACGUUUAGAAAUAACAAAAGAUGACAGUUGCAUGGCCCGGAUUUUUACCGCACCAUAUAUAUCCUUUGUCAAAGAGUAAACGGAAGAAAGACGUCCUCAAAUAUUCUGUAUGUCAGAAGGGAGAUGCACAGCACUUUGGUGGCUAAACAUUGAUUUAGUUUAGAGUGUAGUCCCUCCCACUUAUCUCCUCAACGUGGUGGCUAAACAGUGAUUUAGUAUAGAGUGUAGUCCCUCCCACUUAUCUCCUCAACGUGGUGGCUAAACAGUGAUUUAGUUUAGAGUGUAGUCCCUCCCACUUAUCUCCUCAACGUGGUGGCUAAACAGUGAUUUAGUUUAGAGUGUAGUCCCUCCCACUUAUCUCCUCAACGUGGUGGCUAAACAGUGAUUUAGUUUAGAGUGUAGUCCCUCCCACUUAUCUCCUCAACGUGGUGGCUAAACAGUGAUUUAGUUUAGAGUGUAGUCCCUCCCACUUAUCUCCUCAACGUGGUGGCUAAACAGUGAUUUAGUUUAGAGUGUAGUCCCUCCCACUUAUCUCCUCAACGUGGUGGCUAAACAGUGAUUUAGUUUAGAGUGUAGUCCCUCCCACUUAUCUCCUCAACGUGGUGGCUAAACAGUGAUUUAGUUUAGAGUGUAGUCCCUCCCACUUAUCUCCUCAACGUGGUGGCUAAACAGUGAUUUAGUUUAGAGUGUAGUCCCUCCCACUUAUCUCCUCAACGUGGUGGCUAAACAGUGAUUUAGUUUAGAGUGUAGUCCCUCCCACUUAUCUCCUCAACGUGGUGGCUAAACAGUGAUUUAGUUUAGAGUGUAGUCCCUCCCACUUAUCUCCUCAACGUGGUGGCUAAACAGUGAUUUAGUUUAGAGUGUAGUCCCUCCCACUUAUCUCCUCAACGUGGUGGCUAAACAGUGAUUUAGUUUAGAGUGUAGUCCCUCCCACUUAUCUCCUCAACGUGGUGGCUAAACAGUGAUUUAGUUUAGAGUGUAGUCCCUCCCACUUAUCUCCUCAACGUGGUGGCUAAACAGUGAUUUAGUUUAGAGUGUAGUCCCUCCCACUUAUCUCCUCAACGUGGUGGCUAAACAGUGAUUUAGUUUAGAGUGUAGUCCCUCCCACUUAUCUCCUCAACGUGGUGGCUAAACAGUGAUUUAGUUUAGAGUGUAGUCCCUCCCACUUAUCUCCAUUUGACACAGCAGGCCUGUGAUAUCACUAACUACAGCACUAACCACAACCCCCCUUUCUCUCUCACACACAUCUCUCUCACUCCUAACUGUGCUGUUUACCCAUCACCUCUUUCAUCCCUUUCUCCCUUCAUUCAUUAAGAGCUUUUUUUAAACUGUAACUCUACCUGCCAUUGUGUGUGUGAGUGUGAGAGAGAGUGAGAGUGAGAAUGGGGUAUACCGCCAGAGUGUGUGUCUGCUUUUCACAGCCGACACUCAUCACUGCGAACAACUGGCAGAAUAAAGGUGAAGACCUCCUGUGGUGCAGCGGUCUAACUUGCUAACCACACCGCUCGCAUUACAAAAAUACAUGUACACACAGUUGAAGUCGGAAGUUUACAUACACUUAGGUUGGAGUCAUUUAAAACAAAUGUAUUGUUAACAAACUAUAGUUUUGGCAAGUCGGUUA
Oncorhynchus tshawytscha (Chinook salmon) is the source of this 5003-nucleotide messenger RNA. RefSeq names its product arylsulfatase B (gene arsb). The transcript is spliced from 8 exons. NCBI's taxonomy places the organism in Eukaryota, Metazoa, Chordata, Actinopteri, Salmoniformes, Salmonidae. The coding region runs from base 223 to 1815 and encodes 530 amino acids. The record is from RefSeq and is a predicted model, not a curated record.